Oryzias latipes (Japanese medaka) is the source of this 5617-nucleotide messenger RNA. RefSeq names its product zinc finger protein 319b (gene znf319b). Gene Ontology annotation, biological process: regulation of transcription by RNA polymerase II. Gene Ontology annotation, cellular component: nucleus. The record is from RefSeq and is a predicted model, not a curated record. Lineage: Eukaryota; Metazoa; Chordata; Actinopteri; Beloniformes; Adrianichthyidae. Gene Ontology annotation, molecular function: DNA-binding transcription activator activity, RNA polymerase II-specific; RNA polymerase II cis-regulatory region sequence-specific DNA binding.
GCAAGUAUACUCUAUUAAAAGUUAGACAAAAUAGCCUACUUGAAGUUUACUUUUAUGCACUAUUACAUAUUGUCAGCCUAAAUGCUCCAAUUUAUUCUGGAAAAGUAUUCAGUUAGUAAACUUUCUACACUACACGUACAUGGUCUACUAUUUGCCAUACUUGUACUUAAGUAUACUUAAUACAACUUUUUGCCAAAGGUUAUUUUUUUUCGGUUUUGGAAAUUCAACUUUUAUGUAAAAAAUAAGGGAGAGAAAUAAAGCCUGUUAUUUUUAUGUUUUUUAGCAUUAAGUGUAUGUUUUUAUUCUUUAAUGUGUUCAUCGUCGGGUGAGUGCGUUUAUUUUCGGGAUAUCAAUUAUUUGUUAUUCAUGUUCCCGCGUGCUGGCAGGGGCUCCGCAGCUAGCCAACAGCUAGCUAGCAUCAACGAUCAAAAUGUCUUUCUUCUCUACGGCCGAGAGGGACCACCACGACUCCGAAAUAUGACGACGUGAGACGGCGCCGUUGAUGGGUUGACUCCGUCAAUCGCGGGAGGAAUUUCCGCCCAUCUUUAAUGAGGACAAAUUAUCGUCCCUCGGCUCCACCACCAACGAAAGGACGCGAGCAUCCGAGCGGCGUCUGGGGUGUGAAGAGAGGGGAUCGGCUCCCCCCGAACACCGGGGAUCGUUUCGGGGAUUGUCCCGAGCUCCAGAUGCUGCUGGAAACAAAGGGAUAAUAGAGGGGUUGUGGAUCUGAUUCCACCUUUCCCAGCAUCUUAGUUCUGUCACGGCCCCCCUCACAAGGAGCCCCUCCAGACAUGGAGUGAGUUGGGCGUCUCCGGGUGCCAAACCGAAUCCCUACGGCCGAACCCGCAUGACUGAGACCUGGCAGCAGCACACGGUUGCCCCUCCCGUCGUCCACAACAUCCCCACGGCAACUGAGAAUGCGUUGGGCUGUGCCGUUUAUGGGAUUGUUCUGCAGCCAGACGCUGCAUCUCUGCAGCAGCAGCAGGGCCAGCACGAACAGCAGCAACAUCCCGCUCAGAACUCCCUGCAGGUCGGCGCUGAGGAGGCCCACAAAUGCGAGACCUGUGGACACGACAUCUCCCACCUUGUGGACCCGCUGGAGCAUCAGUGCGUGGUGACCCAGGACAGGUCCUUCCAGUGUACGCAGUGCCUGAAGAUUUUUCACCAGGCCACAGACUUGCUGGAGCACCAGUGCGUGCAGGUGGAGCAGAAGCCGUUUGUCUGCGGCGUUUGCAAAAUGGGUUUCUCCCUCCUCACCUCCCUGGCGGCGCACCACACAUCCCACAACAGCAGCAACCCCAUGAAGUGCUCUAUAUGCGAGAAGACGUACCGACCCGGUUCCUCUGGAAACACCACGCCCACCUCCUCCAACAACUCGCAGCAUACCAGCAGUGACGCAGCGUCUGCCAGCAGCAGCUCCUCCAUCCUGCCCUUCCCGUCGGCCCGAGACCGACCCUACAAGUGCUCCGUGUGCCAGAAAGGCUUCAAGCACCUGUCGGAGCUGACGCGGCACGAGAGGGUGCACACCGGCGAGAAACCCUUCAAAUGUGACACGUGCGACAAGGCCUUCAGCCAGUCCUCGCACCUGCAGCACCACCAGCGCACGCACAGCAACGAGCGGCCGUUCAAGUGCGCCGUUUGUGAGAAGAGCUUCAAGCACCGCUCCCACCUGGUGCGCCACAUGUACGUGCACUCCGGAGAGCACCUGUUCAAAUGCAAUCUGUGCGAGCUGCACUUUAAGGAGUCGUCCGAACUCCUUCAUCACCCCUGCCACCCGCAGGGCACGCGGCCCUUCCGCUGCGCCGCCUGUGGGAAGGGGUUCAAGCGGCCCUCAGACCUGCGCCAGCAUGAGCGUACGCACUCAGAGGAGCGCCCUUUCCACUGUGACGAGUGUCAGAUGAGCUUCAAGCAGCAGUACGCCCUGGCGCGCCACAGGCGCAUGCACAAAGACCCCACCGACCGGCCCUUCAAAUGCAACCUGUGUGACAAGGGCUUCAUGCAGCCCUCCCACCUUCUGUACCAUCAGCACGUGCACGGCAUGGACAACCUCUUCAAGUGCGCCUCAUGUCAAAAGGAGUUCAGCCAAUCGGGGGAGCUGCUCCGGCACAAGUGCGGCGAGUCAUCCAGCGCCUCCCUCGACAAGCCGUACAAAUGCGACGUGUGUGGGAAGGGUUACAAGAAAAGCUCCACGCUGCAGCGCCACCAGAACUCGCACUGCCAGGAGAAGCCACUGAAGUGCUCGCUGUGCGAGCGCCGCUUCGUCUCCUCCUCCGAGUUCGUGGAGCACCGCUGCGACCCGUCGCGGGAAAAGCCGCUGAAGUGUCCCGACUGUGAGAAGAGGUUCAAAUACACGUCUGACGUGAACCGCCACAGGCGCGUGCACACGGGCGAGAAACCCUUCCAAUGUGACCACUGCGACAAAGCCUUCAAGCAGCGCGAGCACUUGACCAAACACAAGAGCACACACUCCAGGGAAGGCCAGUUCAAGUGCGUGUGGUGCGGGGAGCGCUUCAGCGACUUGGGUUCUUUGCAGGACCACACGGUGCAGCACACAGCCGAGGGGGGCAAUUACAGCAUGUCCCAGUGCAUCUGAGGGCACAGCAGAACGUCCGCAUCCUCCUUUGUCCCACAAGCUGUUUGCCGAUGAGCAUCACCCCCAUUCAGGGCUGCCAUCUGAGGCCCGGCCUUUUAAGUUAUCAUUUUUUAUCUAACAUGGCAGAAAAACCCCGUAAGGAAAAUGUCAGGAGGUGCUCUUAUUUUGAAGAAAGCACACAGAAAACCCAACUCAUUAAUGUGAAACUUCCUGUCUAGGUUAUAUUUUUGUUUGCUAAAGUCAUUUCAAAACCCUAAAUCGAACAUAAAUGACAUAAAUCUAGAUAAUCUGCACCUCAGUACCUCUCCUGAAUCUGCAGCCGGACCCCAGGACCGUCUGAGCGGCAGAACCUUAGGUCGACAUGCAGGUCACUUCUGUGCUUUCAGUUAUGUUUGCAGUUCAAACCUUCAGCUAUUUACCAUGUUUGUGUUCAGUCUGGAGAAAGCUUAAAGUAUUGAAACUGUCAGUCAGCAGUAUUAUGCCUUAACUUUGCUUUUUUUCUGAAGAGGUCUUGUGCUACACCUUAAACUAAAUCUUAGUUCUAAGGAGAGAUUACCCUUACGGAGGCGGAUUAAGGUGCAACUGAAACCCAGUUUAUCCUCAUCUCACCUUUUGUACUUCCUGUCUGAAUCUUCCUCUGAAGAAAUAGAAAAACUUUUAUUUCCAAACUCAAACAUUUAGCAAUUUGACAGGUAAACUUUGAACAGCACAAAACGAGUCGUAAAGGUGAAUCUCGAUCCUCCUCUUCCUCCCGUCUCAGUGUUGACGAUGCUCGUCUGCAGGUUUGAAGUCAAACAGUGUAAAGGGGGGGGAUUUGGGAAUGCAUUCUGUUGUCAGGACGGUGGCGGACCUGUGCGAGCCAUGAUAUUCAUGGCUGCUCUUUUUUUUACGUUGAAAUGCCAGUAAGACUCAAGAGUGCAGCCUCAGCAAAAGCUCCAAACGGUGAAAUGUGUCGAGGUCUAGGAGUGCCAAAGAACAUGAAAAAAAUGCCAUCAUUAUUUUUAAAUUAAAGUUUUUAAAAUAAAAAAAAAAUCACAAUUGAAAUGAUUUGAAAUAAAUAAACAAGAAUUGCGUAACUUAUAAUAAAAAUUAGGCUAAAGGAAAAAGCAAAUGUUGAUUAAAAUAGGAUUAUUUGAUACGAUUAUUCUAAUAGGUCACCUGUUAAUGAAGAUUAGAAGUUAAAAUGACUUAUAAAAAAACUGCAACAAAAGUAUAAUAAUAAUGCAUUUAUAGUAAUAUUAUUAACUAAUAAAAAAAUGUGUUUAUAUCAGUUUUAAAGUUGAAAUUCUGCAGAAAACCGAUUUAAUACCGAUUUAAAUCGUCAUACAAUAUACAUAUUUUCUUUUACUGGCGUUUUUAGUUAAAUGUUGUCACUUUUAGACCUUCAUAGAUCUCCACCGAUGUUUUCUUAUGCAGAUGUUGCCAAAAAUGUCUUGCAGAAAUGUGGUGCUUUUCGGACGUCUGUGUGCAGAGGAGAGUUCUGGUCAGUCUGUACAUACCAUGUGUGAGUGUUGUUGAGCCAAAAGGCUGGGAAUGUCAAGGGACGUCUUUCUUUAAAAAGAAGAUGAAGGAAAAAAAAAAACUCCAAGAGAAAAGUGUUCUGAGAAACAUGUUUUGUACUUUGAAAACUUUAUACUGGAAAAAAAAAACAAAUCUGUUGGUUGUUUUUCUUUUGUAUGUGUGGUGAUUUUGCCUGUUUGCUGCAGGAGAGAUUCCUGCUGAUGAGUGUGUGAAUGUUCAAAUGUAAAUCCUGUCAAACAGAGAAAAGUGGACUUUUUUGAUUAUUAUCAUUGAGUUUUGAAGCUCACUGGUUUGAGAUGUCUCUGCAGGAUGAUCCUGCGCUUUGUGUUUUCAUGUGUGAUGGAGUUCGAGUGGUGUUCCUGCUCCAGAAUGAUGAUGAAGCUGUUUGUGAGAUUACACUUCAGAAGACACUCGGCGGCUGGAAAUGCCACCGAUCUUCGUCUCCUCGUCUCUCCUUCCUGUCUUUUCGCCUCAGUUUGACUUCUUCUCAGAGCAGUGUCAAAAAGUGAUUCUAAUUUUUUUUAAUUUCGCAUUUGAAAGUUUACAAGAUCCAAACCCAAUUAGUGAAUUUAAAGCUCUUUUAAAGCGGCUGAUUUGAGGGGGCGGAGCUUAAUUGUUGACCCUCACCCCCUUCUUCCAUUGAAACUUAUAGCUUUACUCCCCUCUUUUCUUCAGUCCAAGCUGCUAAAUGUGAAGUUGCAGAUAGAAAACAAAGGAGAACGUUAAAAAUUUUAAUUUUGAUCUGGGAUAAAAUAAAAUAAAACCUUCAAAAUUAAAUGUUUUGCUCUCAAGUCAAGACGGUCUGUUCAUCUGCUUCUUUUGUUUACUGGUCUGGCCUUUCCAGACUUUAAGAUCUCAAAAGGGUUUUAUUUCCUUGUGUUUGUUAACUUUAAUUACAGUUAGAUCUAUAAUCCCGGAGGCCUUUGCUCGAUGCACAUCAGUGGUCUCUGAACGGAGGUUGGAACACAAACCGUCACGGGUGAAUCCACAUUUAGCCAAGAAAUAAGUCUGCAUGGAAUCAAAUGUGAAUAACUGGGUUUGGAAGUCAUCAGUAGAUUAAGUGUUCUUUUUUUUUUUUAAACCAAAGAGUAACUCCUCAUCAAUUCUUGGUUGAUUAAAAAAGUCAACUGGCGGGAGAACUAAAAAGCUCCCGCAUAAGCACAAAUUGAUUUCACCAGCCCUGCAUGCUCGCCGUCUUUGUUUCUUCUACUCAGAACUGGUGCUGGCAUCCCUCCUCUGUACCUCCUUUUCUUUACUUUUAUGAAUUUUUUUUUUUAACUUUAUUGUACUGUAGUUUAUGUGAAGGAUGUUAAAAACUUUGAAAAGAAAAGGUUUUGUGGCAAAGGCAGUUUAUCCAUGUUAAGAAAUGAUCUGUAUGUAGCAUUUAAUUACACAUGGCACUAACAAAUACAACUUUUUUCUUGUUGUUUAUAAAACUGUGAUUCAUAUUUUCAUUUGUGCUGCUAAAGCUCCCUUCAAAUUAAAUAGUUACUUUGUUAUGGC